AGUAAAAUGAAGCAAUCGAUGAAGUUGUAUAUAGAUAUAUCGUGUCUAAUCGGCAGGGAAAAUUUAACGGACUCUAAAUAAAUUGAAUUAUCGUUUUUGCGUUGAGUUUGUUCAAAUUUACGGAAUUUGAUUUACGUAUUGUUGCCAUUCGGGAACAAAUUAAAUUUUCCGUUUAACUUUCGGGGAUGUCAAGCGAUAGCGUAGCGAGUGCGGGCAAACGUACCCAGGGAAAAAGCGAUUCUCCUGGCGAUGAGGGAGCCGGAUGUGGUACGUGUCGACGACUCGAUUAUAGCCGAAUGGUGCAGUGCGACGAUUGUGAUGUGUGGUUUCACUACGAGUGCGUUAACGUGGAGGACAGUAUUCGGGACCGAGACUGGAGUUGUAAUGGGUGUAUAAGGAAAUCGUUGGAGCAGGAAAGGCGUGGUUUGCGUGAACAGUUGGAGCAUCUUGAACGGGAGCAGAAGCAAUGGCAACAGAAGCAACAAAAACACCUGGAGCAGGCUGAAGAACAUCAGAGACGGCUUGAGCAGCAGCAAAAGCAGAAUCAGUUUAAUCAGUCGCAGAAGGGAAAGUUGCAGUUGCAACAAGGUUCGCUGUCGGGAGUUGUUACAACACGAUCUAAGGCAUUCCAUAGUGAUUUUCAGGGCGCAAUUCCGAAGCAGCCAAGGCAGAAAGAUGAAGUCUCGGAAAACAUAGCGGAUCGGCAAUAUAGCAUAGAACGAUCAGCGAACUCUAAUGCUAACUGCACCACGUCAACCAGAACAAGUAGCAAAGCGACCUCGAAUGUGUCAAAACGGUCAGCAAAACUCCGCGACCUACAAUUGAAAGCUCUAGAAGCACGACAAGCGCUGGAGAAAAAGCAGCUAGAGGAGCGUUUAGCUCUAGAUCUAGAAAUGCUGGAGAUGAGCGACUCGGAAUCGGCAACAAACGAGACCUGCGCCAAGAUCGAAGAUUGGCUAAACAACACGGAGAAUAUAGGAAAAGAAGUUUUUAAACCUUUUGAUGAAACUCCCCUUCCGGUAUACGAUGAGCUUCUACGAAAAUCAGUAGUAGUGUCGACUCGGGAAAGUCUUCCCAGUAACUAUGUCCCAGUAGUGGUCUCUGGUCUGCAGACGUCUUUUGGUAAUUCUGUUCCGCCUGAGUUUCAUAACAAUUAUGCCUCCGGUGUUGGUGAUAUCGAUCGUCCUUUACCAGGUGUGACUGUAACGAGAACUGUGCCUGGUUAUCAACCAUUGUUUACCAGCCACCCAGCAGCAGUACCGCCGAGUCUACCACCUUUUCAAACGUACUCAGCUGUGUCUCAGCAAUCAAUUAUGACGGCCACACAUCCAACAACGUGCUAUUCGCGUCCUACAGCCAGCUAUCCGCAUCCGGUAGUUCCCAGUUUCCAAUACCCUGUUCCAACCUAUCAAGGUACCGUGCUGCCACCGGUGGUAACAUCUACACCGCGUCAGAACGUGACAUUUAAUCAUCAGCAAUUAAACGGUGACGACGUGCCUCUGAAUAAUGGUCAUCUAGCGGCGAGACAGACAGUGAAAGAUUUACCAAAGUUCGGAGGAGAUCCUGAAGACUGGCCACGGUUCAUCGCAGCCUACGAGAGAACGUGCAGGAUGUGUGGUUUUCGAAAUGACGAACUGCUUGAUCGACUGGAGAGGAGUCUAUACGACAAAGCCCUGAACGCGGUUAAAAGUCUGCUUUUACAUCCGGACAACGUUCCGGUGAUCAUAAGCCGAUUAAAAACCCUUUUUGGAAAUCCGGAGUCCAUAGUGGAAACGAUGGUGCAUAGAGUCAGGAUGAUGCCACCACCAAAGGCUGACAAAAUGGAAACGAUUGUCGAUUUUGGUGUUGCCGUGCAAAACUUGUGCGCUACAAUACAGGUGUGCCGAAUGGAUGAGCGGUUCUACAACGUUGCUUUGCUGCAAGAGCUUGUGGACAGCUUACCGUCAACCUUGAAAAUGAAUUGGGCAUUCUAUCGGAAACAGAGUGGAGCAUGUACAUUGCUGGAUUUUAACGAAUGGCUGGGACAAAUGGUGGAGGCUUUAAGUCAAGUGAUCAGACCGCACGUGUGGACUAAAUCGAACAAACUCGAGAAGAGAGGCCGAAACGAAGAAGCGCAUAUCCACCUGCACUCUGCAACCCUGCCUAGAGAAGAAAACCGCACAGCGUGUUUGGCAUGCUCGAAAGAGUGCGAAGAUCUCAACAAAUGUAGUAGUUUUCUCAACAUGACGCCAAGUGCACGAUGGACGCUGAUCAAUCAAAAGAAGAUUUGUCGAAAAUGUUUGACCAAGCACUUUAAAACUUGUGACAGGAAAAUCCCUUGUGAUCAAAAUGGAUGUAGCUACCUUCAUCACCCGUUGUUGCACGACGACAGCAAACACGCGAGACAGCUGCCAAACAGUUCAUUGCAAAACACCUCUUGUAACACUCAUCACUGUUCGCUUGGGGAAGUACUGUUGAAGUACAUUAGAAUCACGGUACAUGGAAAGGAGAAGUCCAUUACCACCUACGCCUUCCUUGACUCAGGAUCGACCUCCACUCUGAUGGAACAUAGUCUGUGGGAGGAGUUGAAUCUUAACGGCGAGAAAACUCCGUUGUGUAUGUCUUGGACUGGUGGUCAAGGCAGAUACGAAGAAGAAUCGGUUAAAUUUGCAGUUGACAUCGCGGGUUCCCAAACUCCCACUCAACGCUUUCAUCUGUCGAAGGUACACACAGUACGAAGCUUAGAUCUUCCUUCUCAAUCGAUAGCGAUUUCGGAUCUGGUGAAACAUUACGGACAUCUCUCCGGUCUUCCUAUCGCAUCUUAUGCUGAAGUUAAACCGCGAAUCCUGUUGGGUGUAGACAACACUAGGUUGGAGUAUCCACUCGACUCAAGAGAAGGGAGUGAAAAUCAGCCUACCGCCGUAUUGACUCGACUAGGUUGGCUAGUUUACGGUCCGUGCUCAGUAGUAAAACCAUCAACGUCCAGCAGCGAUAGUACGUACAGCUAUCACAUCUGCCAGUGCGAUGCGUUGAACUCUACUGUUAAGAACUAUUUCUCCCUGGAUAGCCUCGGAGUUCAGCUUACUGGGAAGUCGCUGAUGUCAAAAGAUGAUGAACGGGCGAUGACGUUACUGCAGUCGAACACGAAGCAACUAGGAAGAAAAUUCGAAACCGGUUUACUGUGGCGGUAUGAUGACAUCCAGCUGCCGGACAGUAAACCUAUGGCUUUGAAGCGUCAUGAGUGUUUGGCCAAGCGCUUGGUACGGGAACCAGAAUUGGCAAGAGUUCUCCAGAAGAAGAUAGCGGACUACAAAGCGAAAGGAUAUAUUCGAAAACUUUCGAAGCAAGAAGAAGCAAUGCAUAAGGGACGCUCGUGGUACCUGCCGAUCUUUCCAGUUGUAAAUCUCAAUAAACCAGGAAAGCUUCGCAUGGUUUGGGACGCAGCAGCCAAGGUAGGCCGCGUUUCACUAAAUUCGUUUCUGUUGAAAGGACCUGAUCAAGUUACGCCUCUUCCAAACGUUCUACAGCGGUUUCGUGAGUAUCGUAUAGCGGUCUCAGGGGAUAUUCGCGAGAUGUUCCAUCAAGUGCAGAUCAACAACGAAGAUCAGCAUUGCCAAAGGUUUCUGUGGAAUGAUGGAAUCCUCAGCGAUACCCCAACGGUUUAUAUCAUGCAGGUGAUGACGUUCGGUGCGAGUUGUUCUCCCAGCAGCGCACAGUACGUCAAGAAUCUAAACGCAGGUCGAUUUAAGAACCAGUUUCCAGAAGCAGUGGAGGCGAUCUGUAACGGAACUUACGUCGACGAUAUGCUUUAUAGCGUCGAAUCGGAAGAAGAGGCGGUGAAACUGGCGCAGGAUGUACGGUUCAUACACGCUGAAGGAGGGUUUGAAAUCCGGGGAUGGUUGUCGAAUUCGAAAAAAGUUAUUGAUGUCAUGGGUGAUCACAGUUCUUCUCAAAAGGAUUUGAACAAGCCUGGGGAGCUAGCAACCGAGAAAGUUCUGGGCAUGUGGUGGGAUACUGUCAGUGAUACGUUCACAUUCAAAAUUCCGCAACGAUGCAAGCACGAGCUGUUAUCUGGACAGGAAGCCCCAACCAAACGGGAGGUGCUGCGAAUCCUCAUGUCAGUCUACGAUCCGAUUGGGCUUCUCGCAAACGUGCUGAUGUUCUUGAAAGUCCUACUUCAAGAUAUUUGGCGUUCUAAUGUUGGCUGGGACGAACCAAUAGCAGAUCAGCAACUCGAGAAGUGGAGAACAUGGCUCAGUGUGUUACACAACGUCGAAACAGUUUCCGUUCCUCGGUGUUAUCGAACGAUGACAACGUCGUCAGCCAAAUCCAAUGAAAUCCAACUGCAUGUAUUCGUCGAUGCAAGCGAAAACGGAUACGCAGCAGUCGCCUACUUUCGGUACGAAGAGGGCAACACGAUAGAGUGUGCCUUCGUCACUGCCAAAACUCGUGUAGCGCCACUAAAGUACGUUUCGAUUCCCCGACUGGAGCUUCAAGCUGCAGUGAUUGGAACACGCCUGGCGAAGGCGAUAGGAGAAACGCAUCGAAUAGCAGUACAAAAACGGUUUUUUUGGACUGAUUCGAGAGAUGUUCUUUGUUGGCUGCGUUCGGAUCACAGGAAAUACAGCAAGUACGUCGGCGCCAGAGUUGGCGAAAUUUUGGAAAACAGUGAACUUUCGGAAUGGUUCUGGGUUCCGACAAAAAUGAAUGUCGCAGAUGAAGGCACGAAGUGGCAAAGAAUUCCUGAUAUUUCGCCAUCAAGCCGAUGGUUUAACGGGCCUUUCUUCAUGUGGCAGCAGCGAAGUUCGUGGCCACCUCAGCCGAUGAAUCACGGAACUACCACAACAGAAAUCAACCAUUCGGUAAACCUUCAUGCUGUUCGAGUUCCAGUCAUUAACUUUGCUAAAUAUUCGAGCUGGCGAAAGCUUGUCCGAGUUGUUGCUUAUAUGCGCCGGUUUUACAGCAAUAUUCGGGCUAGAAUACAUCAGAGUACACCCACGAUCGGAAUCCUCAAACACAGGGAGUUAUCUGAAGCCGAAAACUUGAUCUAUAUACAAGCACAGCUAGAUGAGUUUAGUAAAGAAAUGUCCUUGCUAUUGCGUUCCAAGGAUGUGGACGAAAGAAAGGUAGCUCGUAUUCCCAAGCACAGUUCGAUCUACACAUGCUCACCGUUCCUAGACGAUAAUGGGGUACUUCGCAUGCUUGGAAGGGCGACUGGUUGCCAAUUCAUACAGCCAGGCUCCGCUCAUCCUAUACUGCUACCGAAUAAACACCCGAUUACCACACUUAUCGUACGUUUCUUUCAUGAGCGCUACCAUCACCUGAACCAUGAAACAGCAGUUAACGAAUUGCGCCAGAAGUACCGAAUCCCGAAGUUGCGAAGAGUCUGCUACAAGGUACGGCAAGAAUGUCAGACCUGUAUGAAUGCUAGGGCUCGUCCGCGACCGCCCGUUAUGGCUGACCUUCCGCUGGCAAGGCUUGCAGCAUAUUCUCGACCAUUUUCCUAUGCUGGUGUCGACUACUUUGGCCCGAUGCAGGUAGUCGUUGGUAGACGCGUUGAGAAGAGAUGGGGUGUACUCAUCACGUGCCUAGUAGUCCGUGCCGUCCAUAUAGAGAUCGCCCACACGCUUAAUAGCAGUUCCUGUAUCAUGGCGUUGCGGAACUUCAUGGCCAGGCGUGGAACGCCUUUAGAACUAUUCAGUGAUCGUGGAACUAAUUUCGUUGGAGCAAAUCGUGAACUGACCGAAGCAAUUCGCUCUCUAGAUCAGGAGAAGCUCAUGCAAGAGCUCGAAACCCCAGAUACCAAGUGGACGUUCUUGCCACCGAGUAGCCCACACAUGGGUGGAAGUUGGGAAAGAUUGGUGCAGUCUGUUAAGAAAGUACUGAAUAAUAUGAAGCUUCCAAGAUUGCCAACCGACGAAGUUCUCAGGAACAGCCUCAUGGAGGUGGAGAAUAUCCUAAAUUCGCGACCCUUAACUUACGUACCCAUCGAGGAUGUCGAACAUGAAGCCAUCACACCCAACCACUUUUUGUUAGGUUCAUCCAGUGGUUCCAAACCAUUACUACCCUACGACGAAAGCCUCGCUACGCUAUCGAACUCUUGGAAAACAUCACAAACUCACGCGAAUUUGUUCUGGAAGAGAUGGUUACGAGAGUAUUUGCCGUCGAUAAAUCGCCGCACAAAAUGGCAUUACCCAGCUAAACCAAUCCAGAUUGGUGAUGUUGUCGUCAUUGUCGAUCCAGAUCUGCCAAGAAACACGUGGCCCAAAGGACGUGUUGUGGACGUCAAGCUGAAGGAUGGACAAGUUCGUAGUGCAACAGUGAGGACAACAGCGAACAUUUUCGAACGCCCAGCAGUCAAGCUGGCGGUUCUAGACGUCGGCGCAACAGCGAAUACACAGGAACCCGGAGCCUGUGUACUGGGGGGGAGUGUUACGCAACAUGCGAACGCGCCUCCGUUAUCAAUUUACCCUCAACGAGGUCAGCCGCCCCAGCUGCAAGCGGGACAGCGAGUAACUGACAAGUCAGUGGUAAACAAAAAAAAAAAAGGAUAGCGACGACGAAGAAAGAUAUCGAGAUUAAAAAAGUGGUUUGAGAUAGUCAUUAAAGCGAAAUUAAAUUGAAACUCUAAUAGCUAGAAGUACGGUUUAGGAUUGUUUUAAGGUUGCUUAUAUAUUGCUUUACAUUAGUACGGAGUGGAUUAACAGCUAAAAGUACGGUGCUGAAUUCUUAUAAUUAAUAGUACGGUUGAGUUUAUUAAAGGCUAGAGGACUGUUACAGCUAGUUCGUGCUAUUGAAGCAUCGCAGAUAACCGAGCUCAUGAUAAGGGUUAGACGACCGUACGAGACCAUUUCCCGGAAGUGACGGAAAUAAGUGAAAAUACUAAACGUAAGUAAAAUGAAGCAAUCGAUGAAGUUGUAUAUAGAUAUAUCGUGUCUAAUCGGCAGGGAAAAUUUAACGGACUCUAAAUAAAUUGAAUUAUCGUUUUUGCGUUGAGUUUGUUCAAAUUUACGGAAUUUGAUUUACGUA
Molecule: messenger RNA, 7008 nt
Organism: Topomyia yanbarensis
Lineage: Eukaryota; Metazoa; Arthropoda; Insecta; Diptera; Culicidae
Exons: 3
Coding region: 186-6533 (2115 amino acids)
Biological process (GO): DNA integration
Molecular function (GO): nucleic acid binding
Source: RefSeq, a predicted model, not a curated record